Messenger RNA from Condylura cristata (star-nosed mole), 2478 nucleotides. RefSeq names its product tetraspanin 9 (gene TSPAN9). The record is from RefSeq and is a predicted model, not a curated record. Lineage: Eukaryota; Metazoa; Chordata; Mammalia; Eulipotyphla; Talpidae. Gene Ontology annotation, cellular component: membrane. The transcript is spliced from 7 exons. The coding region runs from base 141 to 731 and encodes 196 amino acids.
CUCUGGGAUCAUCUCCUAUCUGUCAGCAGUCAAGGUGUUUACAGGAAAUUAAAGAAACAGGGGGAGAGGAGAGCUGUCAAGGGGCAGUUUGCAGGGAAUCAAGAUUCCUUCAUUUAAUUUUCGAAUUUAAGAAGUGCAACAUGGCCAGGGGCUGCCUCUGCUGCUUGAAGUACAUGAUGUUCCUCUUCAAUUUGAUAUUCUGGCUCUGUGGCUGCGGGCUGCUCGGAGUGGGCAUCUGGCUGUCCGUGUCCCAAGGCAACUUCGCCACCUUCUCCCCCAGCUUCCCCUCGCUGUCCGCAGCCAACCUGGUCAUCGCCAUCGGCACCAUCGUCAUGGUGACGGGCUUCCUGGGCUGCCUGGGGGCCAUCAAGGAAAACAAGUGCCUCCUCCUCAGUUUUUUCAUCGUCCUGUUGGUCAUUCUCCUAGUGGAGCUGAUCUUGCUAAUCCUCUUCUUUGUCUACAUGGACAAGGUGAACGAGAACGCCAAGAAGGACCUGAAGGAAGGUCUGCUGCUGUACAACACCGAGAACAACGUGGGGCUGAAGAACGCCUGGAACAUCAUCCAGGCCGAGGUGCGCUUGGGGCCGGGCGGCCGGCACAGACUCUGCCCCGCCCUCGGCCCACCCCCGCUGACCACGGCCCCUCCCGCUGUCUUGCAGAUUCUGGGCAUGGCCUUCUCCAUGACCCUCUUCCAGCACAUCCGCCGGACGGGUAAAAAGUACGACGCCUGAGCAGGCGGGCAGGCGGGCAGGCGGCGCGCCCGCCCGUGCGGACUCUGCGCCAGGGAAGAAGGUUCCAGCAUUGCGUUGCCGGCCCGCACGCUCCAGACUGCCCAGCCUGCACCCCUGCCCCUCCUGCCACCCCCUCUGCCUUCCGGGUGGGUGGAAGGCCAGGGAGGAGAAGGCGGGAGGCACGCGGAGACCUUGGGGUGUCGGGGCUCCCGGAUUCUUGCAUCUGUGCAUUUGCCAAAGAAGACGGCGGGGGCCGGGCACGGGCGCCAGGAGGCCCCGCAGCGGCGGCGGGUUUCUGCCCGGCCCCCCUCACACUGACGCUGUGUCUCCCGUGGGGCGGGGAGCGAGCGCCCCCUUCCCGGUGCCCGUAUGAGGGGGACAGCUGGCGGGUCGGGCGGGGCCCUCGCUGCCUCCCACAGGCCCCUGGGUGCGCCUUGCCCGGGCUUUUUAUACCUUACAGUGUAACUUUUUUAUUUUAUUUUACUCUGAUUAUGAUUAUUCAGGAAUAUUAUCUCCCAGAUAAGUUUAGGGUUAGUGCUCUGAUUUAUGACUUUUUACUGUGUUGAUUUCUGUAACGGUUUGAUUUUUUCUGAGGGUGGGGGAGGAGCAGGGAGAGGGGCGCCUGUCUGGAGCUGGUCAGGGAAACCCGCUGCGCCCCUCUGGGGAGCGCUGCGUCUGCUCGCGCCCAGCCGAGGGGCGCAAGAGGGGCGCAAGCGGGCGGGCUGGGGCGUGGGAGCCGAGAGCAGGGUGGGGGCCGCCUGGCACGAAGCCUGUGCUGAGCGAGGCGGCGGGGGCAGCCAGGGUGCCCGAGGCUGGCCCGCCGAUGAAGUUUCCCUUCCCCUUCUGUCCUCCUGCCCUCUGUUGGCACGGACAGGGGCGCCCCGGCCACCCCACACAGGCGUUCCUGCCACAGGGUCUGCAAACCCCGGUUACUUUCAGACAUUCCUGCUAGAAACUCUCAGACAAAUACCUCUAUAGUUCGGAUGCCCAGUUCCUCACAUUGCUUCUGGAAGGGGAAGCCAUUCCUCGACUUUGCUGCUAAGACAGUCACCUGAGGACCAGUGACCAGCGGGCGGGGGGCGGGGCGCGGAGGAUACCACCCCUCCAGCCGGAGUCCCGCGCUGGCUUCCUGCUGGAGGGUCCCAGGACCCUCCUCGCCUUCCUCGGGCGCAGGGAUGCUGGUUGGGUGGCCGCCAUGUCCUCUGUGACCCCAAGGAGAAGAACACUCUAGAGCGAUCAGCCUGGAUCUUGUUACAGCACCCCAGGACAAAGCAGACUUGGGAGACAACAGGCCGGCGGGAGUUACAGCGGCAGCAGCCCCCCCCGAAAACGUCCUCUGGGCGAGUUGAACAUGUCGCAGUAAAGAGAAAAAGAGUCCACAGGACUGAGAUUGGAAAAAUUACCCCGCGACUGGCUAGACGCUGGUGCACUUCCCCCAUGGGACCGUGCGUGUGUGGAUGGUGGGGUUCCUUCUCCCCAUUUGACUGGUUGCCUCGAUUUCCCACCGGGCCACGGUUCCCUGCCCGGCCGCCACCUGUCUGCCGUCCCGAGACUGAAGGCCGCUGCCCACCAGCUGCGCCACUCACCUCUCGGUGAAAUAGUUGGGUGCCAGGAGAGCAGAUCUUCGGGUGUGUUCAGGACUCACCCUUUGGGCGGGUCGGGGUGGGGUGCUGGAGGGUGGAGAGGGGUGGUCUCAGGGAACAGGGCAGAGGAAGACCACCGCCCUGAGAGUAGAGCAAAGGGGCUC